AACGAAACAUACGCACCCAUUUCCGUAAAAAAAACACAACAAACGCACCUUAUAUUAAAACUAGGGACUAGUUACCCCUUCACUUUCACUUUAUCUUUAUCUUUCUCUCAUAGUAGCGUCUUCUUCUACUUUCACAGCCAAGUCGUAAAAGAUGGACAACAUGCACAGCUUCUGGCAGUUAGGUGAUGAGCUUCGCGGACACUCAAAAGCCUCUGAGGAUCACAAGUGGUUGAUGGUUGCUUCUAAGUUAGCUGAACAGAGAUCAAAGGCUGAGCGCUUCAACAACCUUGAUCUUUCAAAGGGUCCUCUCGAAACAAGGCCAAGGGAUAAAUUUGGGUUCCAGGAGGAGAACAAAUUCGACACUCUUAACUUGAGCAUGUUAAACCUGGACUCUAAAUUUACCGAGAAUAUGAGCAAAAGCUCGCUUCGGAACGGUGUUUACAAUAUGAAUGCUGUGUACCAGAAAAGCAAUGUAAACUUUGCGGGUAACAUGAAUAGUAACAAGUAUAGCGGUAAUGUUCAGCUCAACAAGGACCCCCACAACAACAACAGCAACAACAAUAACAACAACAAUGAAAACAACUCAAAUGCUACUGACAAAAGGUUUAAGACCUUGCCUGCAGCAGAGACACUCCCACGGAAUGAGGUGCUUGGAGGAUAUAUCUUUGUCUGUAACAAUGACACAAUGCAGGAAGACUUAAAACGUCAGCUAUUUGGUUUGCCUCCAAGGUAUCGCGAUUCUGUCAGGGCAAUUACACCGGGCUUACCUCUAUUUCUUUACAACUAUACUACUCAUCAGCUGCAUGGUGUUUUUGAGGCAGCAAGUUUUGGGGGCUCUAACAUAGAUCCAACUGCAUGGGAGGAUAAAAAAUGCAAAGGGGAAUCAAGGUUUCCAGCUCAGGUAAGAAUCCGUGUCAGGAACAUUUGCAAGGCACUGGAAGAAGAUUCAUUCAGGCCAGUAUUGCAUCACUAUGAUGGUCCAAAGUUUCGUCUUGAGCUGUCAGUCCCAGAGACCCUGGAUUUAAUGGACCUAUGUGAACAAGCUGGUUCUGUAGCCUAAGUAAACAACGGAUUAUGCAAAAUAAUAGAUAGGUUUCAGUGUGCCUGCUGUGUGCUUUUGGCAGAUUUUCCUUGAAGCGUAAGCUUGGAAAGUAGUGUUUGGUGGAUCAUCGUUGGAUAACUUGGUCGUAGCAUGUUUGAGAGUUUGAGCUAUGCUGAAUAAUUGCUGUUGUGUUCUCUGUAUCUGCAUUGUAGCUGUUGCAUAUACCAUCUUAGAUUGAUCUCUAUGGCAUCAUAUAAAUAUGAUUGUCUGUACUGUUAAAGACGUAUUUCUGUUCAACCUAAAAGCAAAAUAUAUGUAAAAGCCCUGUGUUUCUACGCUCUUAUAUUGAGUUGUUCAAAGUGAUUUUUGUUUCAUAUUUCCAAAUCAAAAUGAUUGAGGAAGUUGAACUUUAUAAACUCAUCAAGAAAGAAUUUGAGGAGUAUGGUUAUAAUCGAAUGUUGUGUUUUA
Messenger RNA from Medicago truncatula (barrel medic), 1510 nucleotides. RefSeq names its product B2 protein. Gene Ontology annotation, biological process: response to endoplasmic reticulum stress. The coding region runs from base 152 to 1060 and encodes 302 amino acids. NCBI's taxonomy places the organism in Eukaryota, Viridiplantae, Streptophyta, Magnoliopsida, Fabales, Fabaceae. The transcript is spliced from 6 exons. The record is from RefSeq and is a predicted model, not a curated record.